GGUACGACUGGCUUUGGAACGGGGACAACAGGGGGUCUGUUUGGUCAGCAGUCUCAAACCACAAGCCUGUUUAACAAACCCUUUGGCCAGGCCACGACGACGCAGAACACGGGCUUCUCGUUUGGGAAUACCACGCUAGGGCAGCCGAACACGAACACCAUGGGUCUCUUUGGGGUGACCCAGCCCUCACAGCCGGGAGGCCUUUUUGGAACAGCCGCCAAUACCAACGCUGGUACUGGAUUUGGAACCGGAACUGGCCUUUUUGGACAAGCGAACACAGGGUUUGGUGUUGGCGGUUCGACCCUGUUUGGUAACAAGCCUGCUGGAUUUGGAACCACCACGACCAGUGCUCCCUCGUUUGGUACAACCACUGGCGGCGGGCUCUUUGGUUUUGGUGCCAACACCGCUGGAAAUAGUUUGUUUGGAAAUAAGCCUGCAACUGGGACUCUGGGAACCGGACUUGGAACGGGGUUUGGAACAGCUCUCGGGGCAGGGCAGACGUCUUUGUUUGGAAACACCCAGCCGAAGCUUGGUGGAACGCUGGGAACGGGCGCGUUCGGAGCACCGGGGUUCAACACAUCAACAGCCACGCUGGGCUUUGGAGCCCCUCAGCCCGCCGUAGCACUGACAGACCCAAAUGCAUCAGCAGCCCAGCAAGCAGUCCUUCAGCAGCACCUCAACAGCCUGACUUACUCGCCCUUCGGAGACUCUCCGCUCUUCAGAAACCCCAUGUCAGACCCGAAGAAGAAAGAAGAGAGGCUGAAACCAACUAACCCAGCAGCUCAGAAAGCCUUAACGACCCCCACCCACUACAAGCUGACUCCCCGUCCAGCCACCAGAGUGCGACCGAAAGCUUUGCAGUCCGCUGGCUCUGCCAAGUCGCAUCUCUUCGACGGUCUGGAUGACGACGAGCCGUCCCUGUCCAACGGGGCCUUCAUGCCAAAGAAGAGCAUCAAGAAGUUGGUCUUGAAGAAUCUCAACAGUAGCGAUCUGUUCUCACCUGUCAAUCGUGAAAAUGAAGACCUGGCCUCUCCAUCAGAGUAUCCAGAGAACGGAGAUCGGUUCUUUUUGUCAGUAGCGCCCGAUGAGAACCACGGGCAAGAUGGUGAGCGAGAGGAGGAGGAGGAGGAUCACCACGAAGUGACGAGGUUUUACACUAACCCCAUUGCCAAGCCCAUCCCCCAGACCCCGGAGAACCCCGUGCACAAGCCCCAGAACAGCGUGGAUGACACCAUCGUGGCUCUGAACAUGCGGGCGACCUUGCGAAACGGCCUGGAAGGCAGCAGCGAAGACGCCUCCUUUCACGACGAUUCCCUCCAGGAUGAGCGCGAGGAGGAGCCCGAAACGGUGCCUCAUCUGCACCCGGCAGGAAUCGUUCUGACAAGAGCCGGCUAUUACACCAUCCCGUCCAUGGAGGAGCUGGCCAGGUCAACUGGUGACAGAAGGGAGUGUGUGGUGACAGACUUCACCAUAGGCCGCAAGGGUUAUGGCUCGAUUUACUUUGAAGGAGAGGUAAACCUGACUAACUUAAAUCUGGAUGACAUUGUCCACAUCCGCAGAAAAGAAGUGAUUGUUUACCCUGACGAUGAACGGAAACCACCCGUUGGUGAAGGGUUAAACAGACGAGCAGAAGUUACCUUGGAUGGGGUCUGGCCCACAGACAAAACCUCUCGUUGCCUCAUCAAGAGCCCCGAGCGCCUGGCCGAGAUGAAUUACGAAGGCAGGCUGGAGUCCGUGUCUCGGAAGCAGGGUGCUCAGUUCAAGGAGUAUCGCCCAGAGACGGGCUCCUGGGUGUUCAAGGUCGCACACUUUUCCAAGUACGGCUUGCAAGAUUCAGAUGAGGAAGAGGAGGAGCGUCCUGCAAAAGUAGACGCAAAGAAGUUAAAAACUACACCCGUGCCACCCCCGGGGCACCUGCCGCCCCAGCAAAUGGCCCUGAACAGCAAGCCGGCGCCUCAGGCUCAG
Leptosomus discolor (cuckoo roller) is the source of this 1965-nucleotide messenger RNA. The record is from RefSeq and is a predicted model, not a curated record. Lineage: Eukaryota; Metazoa; Chordata; Aves; Leptosomiformes; Leptosomidae.